Messenger RNA from Carassius auratus (goldfish), 2207 nucleotides. Its product is annotated as SH3 and cysteine-rich domain-containing protein. Gene Ontology annotation, biological process: positive regulation of protein localization to plasma membrane; positive regulation of voltage-gated calcium channel activity; skeletal muscle contraction. Gene Ontology annotation, molecular function: transmembrane transporter binding. Lineage: Eukaryota; Metazoa; Chordata; Actinopteri; Cypriniformes; Cyprinidae. The record is from RefSeq and is a predicted model, not a curated record.
AUACUCGAGCUCCCCUCUGCUGAUUCAGGAACAGUUUGGCUGUAUUAGGGAGGUGAUGCCUAUUGCCUGUUGCAGUAAAGUUGACCCAGUGUAUGAGACUCUGAGAUUUGGAACCUCUCUGGCACAAAAGACCAAGCGGACCAGUGGAUCAGAGUCACCACAGAGAAACUCUACCAGUGACGUGGCUCAGGUGCCAGAAGAAAAGACGGCCCACAGCAGUCGAGCUCAACUCACCAGGAAACCCAGUGACAACGUUUUUGCACCAGUGGAGAAUGGAACAGAACAUUUUCAUAUUGCUGAAAGGAAAACAGAAGAAUCACCUUCAAACCGAGAGCUGAAGAGGGACCCUCUGCAGCUCAGUACUUAUGUGGCUUUGUUUGAAUUUACCCCCCAAGACAACCAAGACCUAGAAAUGAGACCCGGAGAUCGAAUAAUCCUGGCAGAUGAUUCCAAUGAUGACUGGUGGAAGGGUGUGAUUGAAGAUAGAAUAGGUUAUUUCCCAGCAUCCUUUGCGCAUCAGGUGAGGGCGGGCGACAGGGUGUUCAGAUGUAACCGAACCUUCAUUGGCUGUAAGGAGCAAGGGCAGAUCAACCUGAAGGAGGGACAAAUUUGUGUCAGCGGUGAGGACGAACACAAUGGCUUCAUCAGAGUAGCGAGUGGGAAAAAGAGAGGAUUCGUGCCCUGUGAUGUCCUGGAGAAUAUAUGAAGUGAAAGAACAGAGAGAAGAGAUGGUUCAUUUAGAGAAAAGGAAAGACUUUCCAGCACUGUUUGAAUGAUCUAUGGAUCCACCUGUAGUGUGGGCAGACGCUGGAGGGCUCGUCAGGACUCUGUGUCUCCCUCAGUGACAGAAAGAAGAAUGGACAAUGAUUUCAAAGAGUAUUUGGACAUCUAAGUUGGACCUAAAAAUGUGUAUAUUUAAUCUCAUUUACUAACAAAACCAAACCAUCUGCAAACAAAUGCUGCCAGAGAACUAACGCUACUUUUCAAAGCUAUUUUUUCAGCCCGUCAAACAUGCUGAAUGAAAUCGAAUACUUGUUUCUUGCUAAGUUGAGGUGAUGAAUCCAAACAUAGUGCCUGUUUUCCUCUAGUUUUUUAAAGAUAGUUAUCAUUUUAAAACCUAAACUUGUAUUAGGUUCAAAUAAAUGCCAUUUGGUUUGGUAUUUUGAUAUCUAACCAUUUUUACAUCGAGCUUAAUUGUCCAAAUACUUCUUGGGGCCAUUGUUUGUGUGUUUCAUUAACUGCUGAAUGUCAGUGUCAUGUUUCUGUCUCGAGAGAAUUGUGUUUUCUGUAUUUAAUUUAUUGAAUGUUGGUGUAGGGGGUCGUCAACCACAACACUUUUCACUAUCAUCUAUUCAAUAUACUGUAGCAUCAAAACUCACAUUGUUUUGAAAUAUCUUAAUUGUUAAGACAACUUAUGUAAUGCUUCAUAUAUUUCUAUACAAUCCAAAUGAUAUAUGUUCUAUUUUAACCCAUUCUUUUCAAUUAAUGUGCAGGUGUAUUUUGUUCUUUGACAAUUACUUUAAACUUGCAGUCCCAAAAUUGUAUUUUCCACUCAUGCUUCUGAGAACAGAACAGGAAUGAUCAGAUCUCUGCUGAUGUUACUUUUAAUCCAUAGCAGAACAUACACAUUCCUUGGUCAAACACAAUCUCUGGGCUAUAUGAUAAAAGCAUGUGGACAAGGGUUUAUGCAAACAAAUCGUUUUUGUCUUUUAUGUCUUCAGAUGUCUCUCAAACAUAGAUGUGCUAUAUGUCAUCUGUUCUAAUUAUCUUUUAUUAUUAAGACAUUUUAUUUUAGAAAAAGAAUCAUUGUGCUAAAUAAAGCAAAUUUACACCAUUAAAGCAGGUAUGACUGAAGAAAAUUGUUAUAGUAAAAAACAAUUAAAUUACUGUUUUUAUUAUUCUUAUCGUUAUUAUUAUUUAUUUGAGUCUAGUCAUGGAAGCAUAGGCAUCAUGUUGUGCCCAUUUAUGAUACAUAAUAUCUGUCUCUUUAUAAGAUCAUUUAACUCAUCAUGUCUAGUCUUUUGAUAUUUUAAUUUGAGCUCACUGAAGCUGGCUUAUUGUACAGCAUGAUAUUGCGCUGUAUAUACUUUAUGUACAGAAUUAAAGUUUAUUUAUUGAUCUAUUUCUUGUCCUGUGCCUUUGUGUAUUUAAGGAAUUGUUCAACCAAAAAAUAAAUGUAUGUUGAAAAUGAGCUCACCCACAAGCCA